Messenger RNA from Thalassophryne amazonica, 5028 nucleotides. It is a transcript of the gene dipk1c, whose product is annotated as divergent protein kinase domain 1C. The coding region runs from base 1092 to 2492 and encodes 466 amino acids. The transcript has 10 exons. NCBI's taxonomy places the organism in Eukaryota, Metazoa, Chordata, Actinopteri, Batrachoidiformes, Batrachoididae. The record is from RefSeq and is a predicted model, not a curated record.
CUGCAGGAGCUGCUGACGGUCGAUCUCGGUGCUGCUGGUGCCUGUGAUCACUGAGAGCCGGGCUCCUGCUGGGAACCCUGAACCUGUCAGACUGAUGGAUUCUUCUGGACCAAACCUUCACCCUCAAACAUCAGGAUUACACACACUUUUAUGAAUGCUGAAGUUUUUACAGACCGGCUCCUGGUUUUUGGACUUUUGAAGACUAUGUCAGGAGCGAACCUUGACCCAGACUGAAGGCCCUGUGGGGACUGAGACCAGGAUUACAAAGUGAUCCAGGAUUUUCCUUCUGCAGAUCUUUAUCCAUGUGGAUUUGCUGACUGUUCCUGACUUUAUUCCUGGAGCUGGUGAGGAGUUGAUCCUGGUUUUGGAGUUUCAUCAUGCAGUUUCUAGACACUUGUUGGGAUGAAAUUCCACAUUUUUAGUAGUUUUGAUGUUUCAGAUGAAGGACUGUGUACACACGGUACCAGCUGAUGGCCAAUAGUCUGGUUUAGUUUGCAGUUUGGGAUUUAAACAUCACAUUUCUGAGGCUCUGAAGAUCCUCAUUGUGGAGAAGGACCCAAACAUUAACUGAGAUAAAUUGGAUCUUGGCCUCGAAGAGAUCUUUGUGGACUUCCGUGAACUCUGUGGAACAUUUCUGGGCCAGGAUUCAAAGCCUCGAGAUCACCAGUGACACAAACAAUCUGGAUCAGGAUCUGGAUCCCAUGGUCUUCAUCACAUCUCCGCUGUUGGAGGAUUGACUCUGAACGACCACCGGCGCCACGCCGCAGGGACGCCAGCGCGCUCCACAAACACUCAGAAAUGAGAGAACAAAUCCUCUGUCCUGCUAAAUUGCUGCUGAGUCCAGACCCAUCAUCUGACUGGACCUGGACCGGGUUCCUCCAGCAGGUCCGCCUAUGGUCUCGAUGUCACGCUUUGAAUCGGAACAGUUUGGCAACAGGGCCACACUGCAUCAUGGGAAAGUUUAGGAAACAGUGACCCUUUGAGUCCCAGAUGUAGAUUUUGUUUUACAACUAAACCCGACGUUUCAGAGUCGGGGCCUCUGACACCUCACCAGAAGACCGUGAACCCAGGUUUUUGUUGCUGCUGUGGCGAUGCUUCCUGUUGGUGUCGGAGCAGGUGCUGGCGGCGGCCUUUGCCUGAUCAGGUGGUUGGGCAUCAGACUGUGGUCUCGGCGGGGGACUCUGGUUUUGGCUGUGCUCUGGUUCGGGUCCUGGUUGUUCCUGAAUGGAGUUGUGCUGGUCCAGAGGAGCAUCCUGUCCGACUACUGCACCGACGACAAGAGCAAAAGGAUCCUGCAACGACUGUGCCUGGAGUUCCGUGAAGGGGCGGUGACGGGCGAUAUGUGCGAGGACCUGUGUGUGCUCAGCCUGGUCGAGUACAAGCGCUGCCUCUACUACGAAAAUGGAAAGAAAGUCAUCGAGGCACGCUGGCGAGGAAACAAAGUUAUCCUCAAGUCCAAGCUGGAAAAUUUCUCCUCCUAUGAGCCUCUGGGAAUACUGGACUAUCAGGACACUGCAGAGGAGCUGUCUCCUGUCGAUGUAGUUUUCUACGCCACUCUAGAAGUACGAAACUCUCUGGGGCUGACAGAGGAAGGUGAGGAGGAAGAAGUAGGAGGCAGCAACAGCUCUCUUGCAAGACUUUGGGGCAAAAAGCUAAAAGGCAGAGAAAGACCGUACUCCAGAGCUGAACUGGCCUCGCUGUGGUCACUACUACAACAGGAAGAGUACACCUUUCUCAGAGUCCUGCAGGACCUCAGCACCCAUGUGGCCAAGGUGCUCGGCUCCUGUGGUCAUUUCUACGCUGUGGAGUACCUGUCUGCCGGACAUGCCUGGGACCAGAACAUCUUCUCCCUGGAAGACAUUGCUGGGCUGCCGGGUGGAGGAAGAGGCCCGUACGCAGGAGGCCGUGGGAGGUGGACCUCCAGGGAGAUGGUUCAUCGUAUUGCACUGAGCUUCCUGGACAUGGUGUGGCACUUUGACAAUGACUUCAGCCACAGACUGCACCUGUGUGACAUCAAACCGGAGAACUUUGCUAUCAGGAAGGACUUGACGGUCGUUGCCAUUGACGUUGAUAUGGUGUUCUUUGAGCCGAAGAUGAGGGACAUCCUGGACCAGAACUGCAGCACUGAUGAUGACUGUAACUUCUUCGACUGCUCGUCCAGGUGCAUCCUGCACAAACGCAGGUGCAGCCGCCAUCGAAGGAACAGCAACCUGCAGGUCAUAUGUGAGAAGAUCUUCCAGCUCUGGUUUUCUCCAACUCUGCUCGGAGCCAAAGCAGGGCUCCCCCUACAGGUGGAGCUGCAGCGAGCAGUGCAGGAGUGUUCCGAAACAGACGGAGGUGAUGAGAAAGAGGAGGCUGAAGGAGGAGGAGAGAAAGAGCUCGGUGAGAACAUUCAUCAUCGUCUCCUUAACAUUCUGACACGCCUCCUCCAAGAGGGAGGGGCUUCAGGUGAAGGAGGAAAAGGCCAUGCCCAUGCCACACUGAACGUCUGAGGAGUAGACGUGGAACCUCAACCCUGCUUGCGGCGACCUGAAGAGACCAACGUAAGGUGGAGCCUCGAAAGGAUCCUGAUCCAGGAGGAAAAGGACAAACGUUUACAAACAACAGUGACCUUCAUGGAUACGAUGAAAACAAUAUGAGAGAGAAUCACAUGACCCACAUCCAACGUCCACCAACGAGGAACUCUGAAGUCCACCAACGAGGAACUCUAAAGUCUAUCAACAGGAACUCUAAAGUCCACCAAUGAGGAACUCUAAAGUCCACCAACGAGGAACUCUAAAGUCUAUCAACAGGAACUCUAAAGUCCACCAAUGAGGAAUUCUAAAGUCCACCAACGAGGAACUCUAAAGUCCACCAAUGAGGAACUCUAAAGUCCACCAAUGAGGAACUCUGAAGUCUAUCAACAGGAACUCUAAAGUCCACCAAUGAGGAACUCUGAAGUCUAUCAACAGGAACUCUAAAGUCCACCAAUGAGGAACUCUAAAGUCCACCAAUGAGGAACUCUGAAGUCUAUCAACAGGAACUCUAAAGUCCACCAAUGAGGAACUCUGAAGUCUAUCAACAGGAACUCUAAAGUCCACCAGUGAGGAACUCUGAAGUCUAUCAACAGGAACUCUAAAGUCCACCAAUGAGGAACUCUGAAGUCUAUCAACAGGAACUCUAAAGUCCACCAAUGAGGAACUCUGAAGUCUAUCAACAGGAACUCUAAAGUCCACCAGUGAGGAACUCUGAAGUCUAUCAACAGGAACUCUAAAGUCCACCAAUGAGGAACUCUGAAGUCUAUCAACAGGAACUCUAAAGUCCACCAAUGAGGAACUCUGAAGUCUAUCAACAGGAACUCUAAAGUCCACCAAUGAGGAACUCUGAAGUCUAUCAACAGGAACUCUAAAGUCCACCAGUGAGGAACUCUGAAGUCUAUCAACAGGAACUCUAAAGUCCACCAAUGAGGAACUCUGAAGUCCACCAAUGAGGAACUCUGAAGUCCACCAAUGAGGAACUCUGAAGUCUAUCAACAGGAACUGUAAAGUCCACCAAUGAGGAACUCUAAAGUCCACCAAUGAGGAACUCUGAAGUCCACCAAUGAGGAACUCUGAAGUCUAUCAACAGGAACUCUAAAGUCCACCAAUGAGGAACUCUAAAGUCCACCAAUGAGGAACUCUGAAGUCCACCAAUGAGGAACUCUGAAGUCUAUCAACAGGAACUCUAAAGUCCACCAAUGAGGAACUCUGAAGUCUAUCAACAGGAACUCUAAAGUCCACCAAUGAGGAACUCUGAAGUCUAUCAACAGGAACUUUAAAGUCCACCAACGAGGAACUCUAAAGUCCACCAAUGAGGAACUCUGAAGUCUAUCAACAGGAACUUUGAAGUCUAUCAACAGGAACUCUAAAGUCCACCAAUGAGGAACUCUAAAGUCCACCAACGAGGAACUCUAAAGUCCACCAAUGAGGAACUCUGAAGUCUAUCAACAGGAACUCUAAAGUCCACCAACGAGGAACUCUGAAGUCCACCAACGAGGAACUCUAAAGUCUAUCAACAGGAACUCUAAAGUCCACCAAUGAGGAACUCUGAAGUCUAUCAACAGGAACUCUAAAGUCCACCAAUGAGGAACUCUAAAGUCCACCAAUGAGGAACUCUGAAGUCCACCAAUGAGGAACUCUGAAGUCUAUCAACAGGAACUCUAAAGUCCACCAAUGAGGAACUCUGAAGUCUAUCAACAGGAACUCUAAAGUCCACCAAUGAGGAACUCUAAAGUCCACCAACAAGGAACUCUAAAGUCCACCAAUGAGGAACUCUGAAGUCUAUCAACAGGAACUUUAAAGUCCACCAAUGAGGAACUCUAAAGUCCACCAAUGAGGAACUCUAAAGUCCACCAAUGAGGAACUCUGAAGUCUAUCAACAGGAACUCUAAAGUCCACCAAUGAGGAACUCUGAAGUCUAUCAACAGGAACUCUAAAGUCCACCAGUGAGGAACUCUGAAGUCUAUCAACAGGAACUCUAAAGUCCACCAAUGAGGAACUCUAAAGUCCACCAAUGAGGAACUCUGAAGUCCACCAAUGAGGAACUCUGAAGUCUAUCAACAGGAAUUCUAAAGUCUAUCAACAGGAACUCUAAAGUCCACCAACAAGGAACUCUAAAGUCCACCAAUGAGGAACUCUGAAGUCUAUCAACAGGAACUCUAAAGUCCACCAAUGAGGAACUCUAAAGUCCACCAAUGAGGAACUCUGAAGUCUAUCAACAGGAACUCUAAAGUCCACCAAUGAGGAACUCUAAAGUCCUCUACAACAAAUGAGUGCUGCUUUGAAAAAUGAUCUGAGAUUUUGAGAAUAAAGCUGAAAAUCUCCAGGAAAAAUGUCCAGCAGUAUUAUUACAACAACAGAUAAAAUAAUAUCAGAAAAAACAUUGUUACUUCAUAAUAUGUAAAUAUUAUAAUAAAAGUUAAAAUACUUUAACAAAAUUAUUUUAAAAUACCUAUAGGAAAACAUAUCAGUUCUGAAGAAAUCAAUGAAGAAUUUGCAGGCUAAUGUGUCU